AUGGAUUUACCCAGUCACGCCCGGAAGCAACAUUGUCAUCGUCUUCGAACACAAAAUAUUCGCUCGGUGAACGAAAUUAACUCUACAACAGCAUCAAUAACAACAAGCAAUAAUAGUGAUAAUGAUAACAAUGACCCACCCGUUGGUAAUUGUCAAGUCAAUUGUUCAUUAAAUGGUAGAGCCCGUACCAUUGAUGGUUAUACUGAAUUUUGUCACUGUGAUUUAAAAUAUCAAGAAUAUUGUGGCGAGAAAUUUGAAUUUAAUAAUCAAUUAUCCACAUAG
This is a messenger RNA of Didymodactylos carnosus, 282 nucleotides long. NCBI's taxonomy places the organism in Eukaryota, Metazoa, Rotifera, Eurotatoria, Philodinida, Philodinidae. The record is from the annotation of a GenBank genome assembly.